This is a messenger RNA of Megalobrama amblycephala (Wuchang bream), 2557 nucleotides long. RefSeq names its product dual specificity phosphatase 16 (gene dusp16). Gene Ontology annotation, molecular function: MAP kinase tyrosine/serine/threonine phosphatase activity; protein tyrosine/threonine phosphatase activity. The transcript is spliced from 7 exons. NCBI's taxonomy places the organism in Eukaryota, Metazoa, Chordata, Actinopteri, Cypriniformes, Xenocyprididae. Bases 681 to 2324 code for a protein of 547 amino acids. Gene Ontology annotation, cellular component: nucleus; cytoplasm. Gene Ontology annotation, biological process: protein dephosphorylation; negative regulation of MAPK cascade. The record is from RefSeq and is a predicted model, not a curated record.
UCUGAAGCUCCGCCUCAUUUACACUCAUUUACAGUCUUUUACUCAGAUUUUACACACUUUCAGUCCACAUGAAGAGCUGAGCGCCGGUUUCUGUCCUCAUGAGCGGAUCUGAGCGUUUAUUCUCUGAUUAUCGAGAGUUUGAGGCCGGUUUGUCUUUCAAUGACGCCAUGAUGUUAUUUUUACCCGAUGAGCUCACGAGCGCCUCAGAGUUCACCAGGGCCGAGCUGAGCGACUCUAACUAGUUUAACUACCAUCUGACCAGCUCAUCUGAGGAUUUACUGCAAAAUGAGACGGACUGAAACUUUCACGGUCAGACGUGUGUGUGUGUGACUGUUGUGUGUGUGUGUCUCUGCAGGAGCUCUUGAUGAUGAAGCGCAGCGGUGAUGAUCGAGGUGCAUGAGCUCCGUCUGUAUGGAGCCCCUGUAAUGCUGUGAAAGAAACCCCAUCCUCCCACUGUCUCUCACACACACACACACACACACACACACACACACACACACACACAGUCUCAGUGUCAGUGAGUUUUUCCUCUAGAGUUUCCUCUUGCUCUUUUGGCCGCCUGCCGAACGCCAUCAGGGUGACAUCAUCAUCAUCAUCAUCAUCAUCAGCUGCGCUACAAUGGGACCGUUCAUCUCCUAAGGGCCGAGAGAGAGAGAGAGACGGACUGAGGGAUUGUGGGUAUGUGUGAGUGCGUGUGCGGCGCUCGGCCCAUCGGGCCCGAGGGUCUGGUGGCGCUGCUGGAGGGCGGUCUGGACCACGUGCUGCUGAUCGACAGUCGUCCGUUCGUGGAGUAUAACGCCUGUCACAUCCUGGAGGCUGUCAACGUCAACUGCUCCAAACUGAUGAAGAGGAGAUUACAGCAGGACAAGAUCCAGAUCAGUGAGCUACUGCAGCACUCGGCCAAGAGGAAGCUGGAGCUCCAGGGUCAAGAGGUCGUGGUGUAUGACCAGAGCUCGUCUGACCCCGCCUCCCUGUCACCUGACACCUUUCUCAGCGUCCUUUUGGCCAAGCUGGAGAAGAGCUUCCCAUCAGUCCACCUGCUCUCAGGUGGUUUCGCCGAGUUCUCGCACCUGUUCCCGGGUCUGUGCGAAGGGAAGUCCACGCUGGUGCCGUCCUGCAUCUCUCAGCCCUGCCUUCCCGUGAGCAGCAGCGGGCCGACGCGGAUCCUGCCGCACCUGUACCUGGGCUGCCAGAGAGACGUGCUCAACCAGGAGAUCAUGCAGCAGAACGACAUCGCUUACGUGCUCAACGCCAGCAACACCUGCCCCAAACCGGACUUCAUCCCAGAGUCGCACUUCCUGCGGGUGCCGGUCAACGACAGCUUCUGUGAGAAGAUCCUGCCCUGGCUGGACAGAUCGGUGGAGUUCAUAGAGAAAGCCAAGGCCAGUAACGCCCGCGUCCUGGUUCACUGUCUGGCGGGAAUCUCCCGCUCGGCCACCAUCGCCAUCGCCUACAUCAUGAAGAGGAUGGACAUGUCAUUAGAUGAAGCGUACCGGUUCGUGAAGGAGAAACGGCCGACCAUCUCACCCAACUUCAACUUCCUCGGUCAGCUGCUGGACUUUGAGAAGAAGCUGAAGAGCGACACGGCGGUCAAACCCAGAGCGGACGCGUCAGACGAGCAGAAGCCGUGCGGCUCGGACCUGCUGGAGCCGCUGACGAUGCCCUGCGUUCUGGCCGGCGUCCCGGAGGAGCAUCUGCUGGCUCGGGCACUCUGCGGCCUGCAGCUCGGAGAGGACCCGGAGGAGAGCAGCCGGCCCAAACGCUCCUUCUCCCUGGACAUCAAGACGUACGGCGAGUCCGGAGCGCCUCUGCGAGCGUUUGCCGACAAACCGCCCUGCCAGUUCUCACCGGUGCAGGAGGUUUCAGAACAAAACACACCAGAGCAAAGUCCAGACAAGGAGCGGGACAGUAAAGCCUUGUGUCCGCAGACGCUCCAGCGCAGCGGCAGCGUGGACGAAUCCCCGUCCGGCGUCCUGCCGCACUCGUCCGUGCUGAAGGGAUGGCACUCGGACAUCGUCCUCGGAGGCUGGUUCCUCUCCUCGGAGUCGGCGCGCUUCUACUCCACCUCGGCCAUCUUCAGCGGCGGCGGCUGCGCUCCGGGUCUGGAGGCGGUGAGGAGGCGCGGCCGGCAGCGCAGCGGGGACUGCGGAGACUCCCGGAGGAGCUGGCACGAGGAGAGCAGCUUCGAGAAGCAGCUGAAGCGCAGGAGCUGCCAGAUGGAGUUCGGAGAUGGCGUGUCGGAGACUCGCUCCGGAGAGGAGCUGGGAACGGUGGGCAGCCAGUCCAGCUUCUCCGGCAGCAUGGAGAUAAUCGAGGUUUCCUGAAGACUGACAUUACUCAGUGUCGACGCACGGCACUAGACGCUUGCUUCGUUUGGCGCUUCUUUCUCCCAUUUGUUCUCAUUAAAUUUGUACUCGUCUCUCGCAGGAUAUCCAGUACCUCAACAAUCCAAAUGAAGGCAAGACACUACGGGUGAAAAACUUAAAGGAACACUCCACUUUUUUUGAAAAUAGGUUCAUUUUCCAGCUCCCCUAGAGUUAAACAGUUGAGUUUUACC